AGUAUGGGCCUUUUUUGUUUUCUAUAAACGAUUUCCGGCUAGGUUUCUGGGGGUGACAUUAUAGACCACUAUUGACAAAUUCUAAUAGGACAACCGGACUAUGAUUUGUCUUCUGUAAACAAAUCGAAAAUGACAAUAAUGUUGGCAAGAUCCCUUGUUUUGCGUGCCUCGGCUAAUAAGAAAUUGCCGUUGCUGCUUAAAAUUAAUGCAGAUUAUGCAUUGGCUCCAGGGGCAAAUAGUGUUGCUCAUCUUACUGCUUACGGAGGUUCUCCUCCUCAACGUAAAAAACCAUGGCCCUACAAGGAAAAGGGAUUUAGGUUUUGGCAUGUACCAUUUGAUAGGCCAGACAAGCGUUUUGAUGAAAACAGCAAGAUCAUUGUAAUAGAUGGAAAUGUUGCUACUGGAAAAACUGAGUUGGGCAAAAAAAUUGCCAAAGAAUUUGAUAUGUUGUAUGUCCCUGAUUUCUCUAAUGCUACAAUGUGUGACUUAAUUCCUGAACGGGGUUUUGAUUUGAGGGAAUUUGAUGAACAGCUGCCAGUAAAGGCACGUACUUGUGAUUUUGAAAAAUUUUACUCUAGGAAGGCACCAAAGAAUAUCUUACAGAAUUUUCCUAGAACACAGUACAUGCUUUUUAGAAGCAAAUUGUACAGAUAUGCCCAAACCAUAAUGGCUCACUUGUUGAACACAGGUAAUAGGUCUAUAUUAUGAACUCAUGAAGAAAUUUUGAUAUUUAGUUAAUUCUACAUAUUUAAAGUAGUUUAUUCAGCUUUAGCAAAAAAAAAAGAAUAAUAACUUAGGAUAAAUUACCAGUGUCUAAUUAAUUUAAUUAUAGUUAAGCUUUAUACUUUCUUGACAGAUUGUUUAUAAAAUGCAAUGUAAUAAUUUCAAUAAGAGCCUCAGUACCCCAAUGCCUACACUUUUUGGCAUGUAUUAUUUCAAUUUGUUACACUAAUCACUUUGCGACAUUUUGUGGUUCACAUGGUUAAAGUUAAAGCUUUAAAAAAUUGCAUGCAGACCAUGGCUUUGAGACCCCACUAGAGUAAAGUUUUGUUACCAGUCUCACAAAAUAGUUUUAAAUGAUUCUAGUAUUAAAAUUCAAUUUUAGCUAUUUGUGACUUCAAACAAAAUUCUUUCAAUUUUAUUUGCAGGCCAAGGUAUUGUAAUGAAUAGAGGAAUGUGGUCAGACAUUGUGUUUGCUCAUACUUUGAGAAGACAAGGUUUCUUUAGUCCUGCAGGUAAGAAACAAAAGAACUAUUUAAAAAGUGUUAAUUAAGUUCCAGUUAAGCAUUUUUGGACUUCAUUCUCUUCUUGGGGGGCAUCAUGCCACUUUUGAGGAAAAAAUGUAACCCAUAAAAAUAUAAAAGUUGUGUGCAUUAUUCACUGCUUUAAUAAUUUUGAUCUUCAUUUUCUUUUCCUUCUUAUUCAUAACCAAUUAUUUAUUUGUGCUUUUCUUUUUUUUUUUUUUUCAUUUUAUUUUUUUUUUAAAAAUGAAAAUUUGAAUUCACAUUAUAAUAUUUUUAAAACGUAUUUGAAUUUUUGUUUAAUUACUAACCCUUUUAAUUUUUAUUUUUAUUUUUUUUUUCUUUUUUUUUUUUUCCAAUUUUUUUUUUGUGCUUUUUUUUUUUUUUUUUUUUCAUUUUAUUUAUUUUGUAAAAAUGAAAAUCUGAAUUCACAUUAUAAUAUUUUAAAAACGUAUGUGAAUUUUUGUUUAAUUACUAACCCUUUUGCAACAAAAAAGUUAAUAUUUUACAAAAUUUGAUGUUAGACCGAGAAAAAAAAGAAGUUUACUUUUUUUUAAAUUAUAGACCAUAUAUCAGACAUAGUUUUGAUAUUUAUGCUUUUUAAGCCAAAAUCCAUGAUUUUAAAUAAUUUUUAUCAAAAUUUAAAAGUUUAUUAUAAACGAGCACUUUAAUUGGUGAUUUAAAAAAAUAUAAAUUGCCUAUUGCCUAGUUAGAUAAAUGAAAUAAAAGCUAAUCAUUUAUCUUAAUUUCCUGGAAGUUUUUUAAUAGUUGACUCCAUUUAAUCGUUCAUGCUUAGACCUAGUGGAUGUUAAUGUUUGAUCUCAUUUGUUUUAUUUUUAAUCACACAAAAUUUUUAUUUGGUUGUGUUUUUUUUUUACUUUUAAAGCCCUGAAAGCAUAUCAGUAUCAGUAUGAUGUGGCCACAGACUAUUUCUGGCAUCCUCAUCUAAUUAUUUAUUUAGAUGCUCCAGUUCAUCUUGUCAAAGACAAUAUUAAAAAGAGGAAUGUGGUAUGUCUUGUUUAUCCUUGAAAUUGUUAUUAAGUAAGUUAUCUUCUUAUUAAAUAUUACAGUUAAUUAUUUAUAUUUUUUUAUAUGCAAGCAAGAUGAAUAUUUUAAAUGUGAAAGAAAUACACACACAAAAAUUUUUAACUACAGUAUUUUCUGGCGAAUAAGACGACUUUUUAACCCAUGAAAAUCUUUUCAAAAGUUGGGGUCAUCUUAUAUGUCAGGGGUCAUCUAAUAAGAUGGUAUACCGCGCCAAACUGAGAUCAAUGAUUAUUUUUAAAAGAAAAACAAUGCCAAAACUCAAGUUCCCUGUUGGUUGUUUUGUACAUGUGAAUAAAAAAAAGCUGGAUGGAUGAAGAAGGAGUAAAGCUAUGGCUUGACAAUGUAUGGAGCAGGCGACCAGGUGUACUUAUUCAAAAACAUAGUCUACUGGUGUGGGAUAUGUUCAGGGCUCAUUUAACUCCCAGCACCAAACAAAGGCUGGCAAGAAUAAACACCGAUGCAGCAGUUAUUCCUGCAGGAUUGACAUCAUUGGUACAGCCACUGAAUGUAUGCCUAAACAAGCCAUUUAAAAAUCCCAUUCAAGAACAGAGGAAUGAGUGGAUGGUUAGCGUCAAAAAUGCAUUCACAAAAGGAGGAAAAAUGCAUGCUCCACAGUUGGAUGUUUUGUGCAAGUUUGUCAUAAAAGCCUGGAAUGAUAUUGAUGCAGAAACAGUAAUCAAGUCUUUCAAGAAGUGUGGCAUAUCAAAUUCAUAAGAUGGUAUGGAGGACGACUACUUGUUACAAGAUGAAGAGGAGGCCGAAGCUGAGACCACACCAUCUGAUACGGAAUUAGAUCCAUACGAUGACUGCCUUACAAAUGUAUCACAAGAUGUCAUUGAUGUACUUAGAUCAGAUAACGAACAGGAGGAAUUUGAAGGCUUUUAAAGGAAAAAUGUCAUGCCAGCAAAACCUGUAAAAAAUAGCUAUUAGUUAUGAUUGGCAUUGCUGACUUUCCUGGAACUUGCCUGACACUUGCUCUCUCUCUCUCUCUCUGCUGUUUGUUAUCUUCCUCCUAUCAUUAUCAGUUCUAGUUUGGUUGACAGCUUAGAAAACAAACAGCAUGGCAGCUCCCAUGGGUUUAUUGUCUUAUCCUUCCUUUCAGCGUUAGAGUGAAUUAGGAAAAGUUUAAUCCACUGGCACCUUUUUUUUUUGUUUAUGUUUGAUGACAAACAGCCUUAUCUUUAUAAGUGAUAGUUUUCCUGCUAAGUACCCGCAUGUCAUAAGCAUUUGAAUUAAAAUUACCAUAUUGAAAUUAAAUCUGAUGUUUUUUAAUUUUUAUUUGGUGUGCAUUGGAAGAAUACCAUGUUGGGGCACCGACUAUACAGUUGAAUAAUCAAUAACUUUAAACAAAUUCAAAUUCUUUUGCUCGUUUAGAUCCAUAAACAUGCAAAAUAAACAAUCCAUGAUUUUAUUAGAAAUGUAGCUAUUUUUAUAUUGUGGAGAGUCCAGACCUGGGUAGACGAUCUGGGUGGUACAUUGGUGGGGGGAACCCACUGUACGAAGACUGACCAACCAUUGUAGUAUAUCAGAUUACACCGUGACAAGGCUAGUACCACUAUUACGGUGACAGUAGUGGCUAGAUAAUGUCCAUUUAAAUGGAGGGAAGCGUUAAGAAAAUUUUAAUACCAGAGAUGUUGAAAUAGAUCAGCCCUUGGAAGGAAUCUCUAGAGACACCACAAACGAUUCGGGGACUUAUAAAAAGGGACCGUUAGGCGGGACUAAGGAGAACUCAGCCGGACAGGAAAGAGGACAGUUGGCUAUGGACAGUCGGGAGACCACAGUAGAGAGAGAGAUGAACCGGGACAGUCCGAGCUGAGUGCGAGAUGAGAAAGGGAAAUUGAGGUGGAAAAUAAAUGAAAGAUCUAAGACUGUAAUCAUAGUCCAGUUGUCUGUUAUUUGAUUGUUGAAAUACGAGUGGCAGUUGAAGCAAGUGUUGUCAUCCAAACAACGAAAUAGAGAACGAAAGUAGAACUUAGAUGAGCCAAGGUUCUCUACAAUAUAAUCUUUGGUGUAUUUCAGCCCUGGGAAGUGAACAGCCCGGUUUUGAAUGAUGAAUUUCUCCACACCAUCAAUGAUGUUUACAAGACAGUUUAUCUUCCACAUAUGAGGUACUGUCAUAUUAUUCACUAGUAUAAUUUAUGUAUAGUUAAUAAUGAUGCAUUAGAUCCGCCAAAUAAUAAUAGUAAGAUCUUCAAUUGUAUGAAAUAUAAGGCUAGCAUAUCGAACUGUUUUCACAGACCACCCCAACAAAUAAAAUUGUAUAUAUUUGUUUAUUUUUGUAUCAAAUUUUUUUAAUGCUGCACAAAAGUGAGCAAUGCAACCUAUAAGUAUAAGAAGAGUCCAAUUAGGAUUUCUCUGCUUGUCUGAAAGAAAUUUGCAGUGAUGAUUUUCUAAAAAAUUAAGUCAGAUAUUUCUAAGGAUGGUGCCUCUCAUAUUAGUUUAAAUGUAACAUAAUAUGGCUUUGUGACAAACAACCGAGUUCUGCAAUGACCAACUUCAAGUAAAAAGAAAAGUGGAUUAUAAAGCACACAUGUUAUUGUCUACCUUAUUUUUUAGUUAAUGCAUAAUGGCUGUGUUGCUUAUGGUUGAAAUGGCUAGAAAGACUUUGACAUUGUAUGCUUGUAAUUAGCUUUUGUAGUGUUGCGUUUGUUUUAAAUGUGGUAAAUUAUAGAUUUGUUUUUGUUGACUUUGUACCGCGCUUCGAGCCUUUGGGGAUGAAGCGUGUUUUUGAAAUGAACUUUAUUAUUAUUAUAAUUAUUAUUAUUGUGUGAUUUGUAAUGUUUAGUAUAAUAAAUUGUAAUAGUUAUAAAGUUUUCAAAUAAGUUUUCAAAGUUUUUAUUACCAAUUGAAUUACUCCAUUCAUAUUGGCUAUAAGUUUGACGUCAUUUAAGAACAUUUAUUGCUGCCUAUUUAAAAUACAGCUGAACUGGUCGCAUUUUUGUACAACUGGUCAGGGUCUGGGUAUUUUGAGAAAAUACCCAGCAGCGUGUGUGGGUAAAUGUGUUAUUUAAAAAAAAAUGUAUCUUCUCAAAUUAUAUAAUGUAUUCCUUCCAUUAGGAAGAAGUGUAAAAUGCAUUUAUAGAACCAGUAACCAACAAUAGGAAAAAAGUUUAAGUUUGAAGGCUUCAAAACAAAAAUAGCUUAAUGAAAUAAUAUUGACCCAGCGAUUCUCAACAUUAUUGGUGUAUUGACCCUUUUAUAACCUAUGUCAAGUUGUGGGAACGCAUAACCAGAAUUAUACCUUGAAAUAGAGAAACAGGUGUUGAGAAAGGGGAAGGGGGCAGAGCUUUUUUUGUAGAUAAAAAGGCUUUGGUACUGUUAUUUUAUCGGGGUGGGCUGUGGAUGUGGAGGGGGAAGAAGAGUAUAUAAGGGCUUGGAAGAUUGGAGGCUUAUAGUUUUGCGGGAAAGCUGCCAAUUUUUAAGUUUGGGCCAAAAAAAUUAAAAAAGGAAAAGUUGCAACAAAAAAUUUUAAUCAUUUGAAAUGUAAAAAACUGCCAAAAUGUUUAUAAAAAAUGAGCUGCUGACAUCUACCAAAGGAUUUAUAGUUUUUAUUUUAUGUAGCGGUAGUGUAGUCAGAGUGCAGGAAGGAUAAGAAACUAGUCAGAUCACCGUAAAUGAAUAUUUAAAUUUUAAAUUGUUUCACUUAUUAAAUGAGUGUUAAAUUACAUUACUAUUACUGAAUUCUAGGACAGAACUUAGAAACGCUUCACACACACAAACACAAACUUUGACUACUCAGAAUCAUCAGCCAGUGAGCAUUUGAGAUGAAAUAUUAAUUGUAAAUAGAAUGUGCCAUGGUCAUAACCAAGAUAUACAUCUUGCUAAGACAAAUAAUUCCACAAAAUUCGCCGCAAGUAAAUUUUUAUUUUCAGAGCUUUGCAGCUUCAUUUAACUUACAUUUAGUUUCACACCUAUUGCUGAUGUUUUCUAUAAUUAUUUAUUUAUUCAUGAAAAAAAUUUUGUAAACUAGAACCGGGUUAAAAAAAAAAGGUUUAUUAUUUUUACAUAAUUUUAAAAAAGUUUAUUUUACCCGAAUCCCAGUAUGUGCCAGGUGUACAAAUACUCUGCGCUUCCAGGUAUCUGGGUCAGCAUCUGGUUCAGCCCUAGUUUAAAUGGUUUUAAAAAAUUACCAUAAUACCAAUUUAUGGGAACUUUUUAAACCUUGCUUGUUUAUGGGGGUUUUUUUUGUCUUUUUAGAAAAUACUGUGAAGUUUUGACCUACAAUUUGGCUGAUGCACCUGUACCAGAUUUUGAUGUUGUGAGUAAAAAUUAUGAUUUCUUUUUAUACUUGAAAAACUUCUAUAUUAGUCCCAGUAACUGACUUCUGAUUUAAAAAAUUAAUUUCGAAUCUUUCAAUUAAACAAAAAAAGUGAAAAUUUUAAAAACAAAAGAAAUUUAAAUUCAUGUGUACCAGGUAUCUGAAUAAAUGUUGUUGACAAAAAGGGGUGGAAAUUCCCUAAUAAAAAUUAUGAUGCAAUUCCCUAAUUCAAAUAGCAAAGUGCAAGCCAUGAAGCUUUAUUUUGUCAAUUUUAUUAUUGACCAUUUUAAUUUAACAUUGUUUCAAAAAGAUGAAGUGUUUUGUGCUUUUCAGCUAAUUAUUUUAUCAUUGUGGUCUUCAGGUGUGUAAAUCUGUUCCCAAUGCAUAAAGUUGGAAAUUUUUUAAAAAUUAUUUCUUUUAUCGAUUUUGUGAUUUACAUUUUUGAAAAUCCUUCAUUUUAUUAAGAUGAUUGAAGACCUGGAAAGUCUUAAUCUGGAUCAUGCACCCUUGGAUCAUGAAAAGCGCUUUCGGGAUUGGAAAAAUUUAACCAACAAAGACUACAACUACAUGCGUAACUUGUAAGUAUGAUGUUUUGAUAUAUUUGUUGAUUGAUUUGUUUGCCUUUCAUUUUUUUAAAAUUAAUUCUGUGGAAAAUGCAUAAUAGUUUAUCAUUAAUCAGAGGCAAGUAAGGAAAGUGGGUAUAGGAUAGGGUUGAUAUUUUUGAAGGCCUGUAGUUUGUGAAGCACCUUUAGUUUAGCACUUAUAAGUCUUACAUUGCAUUUUGUAAUGAUAAUCUUCAAAUCUCUUGUGCUUAAAGACGCAACUCAAAUUACUAGGAAUAAUCUUAUUCUGCAUUGCAAAACUUGUUUAAAAGCUGGGGAAAAACAGCAAAUAUAACUGUACUAGUUAUAGCCCGCCAAACAUUGGCGACAGCAAUGCGUGAACUGCCCAUCUACUAAAGUUAUUUGACAAAACAUGAACUCAAGUAUCGCACAUUUAUGAAUUCCAAUUUUUGCUCUACCCCCCCUCCCCCCAUGUUACAUCACUGCACAUUUUUUUUUCACUCCCAUGAACUAUAUUAAAUAUUCUGAUGUCCCAAAGACUGAAUAUUUUUUUUACACCAUUCUUAAAUUGAGACGAUUUCAUUUAUUGAAAAAUAUUACACACCAAACAAAGUUGCGUUAUUAUUAGCGUAGUUUUUGGGAAUUAUAUUUUGCCCGCUAGUAAACUCAUUAUCUAUAUAUAGCCUACGUGGUGGUGGUGUUUGACCUUUGCUGGCGAAUUAUAUAUAUAGAUUGUUCUGCAGAAGCUUCCAGAGAGUAAGUUUAAAAGCUCUCAAUCAAAUUGAACAGAAAAAGAAUCAAAAGAUAAUUUUUUUAAUGUAAAUUUCACCAACUUUUAUGAUUAUAAAGAUUAGUUUUACUCAUUUUCAGGGGUGGAGUAGGAUUGAUUGGGAAAGUUGAUAAAUGGAUUUCUGCAAAUUAGCAAAUAAAUCUGUUCUCAUUAAGUGCAUUAAACUACAAUUAAUUGGUGACAUUACUUUUUGGGCCUCCAGAUUCUGGAUAUAUCACAUAAAAAAUCAUUCUCUCCUCAUUCAAUUUACAAAGAAAUAGAUUUUGAAAAGUUGAGUGAGAGAAAAGAUCAACAAUUAUCACAUUAGUUUCAAUUCACUUUUUAUUUUCUUAUCUGCAUUAAGAAUAAAUAGAUAAUUUUGUACAGCAGUUUUUUUUAUUGAUUUUUUUUAUUAGGUCUAGUGAUAUGUGGCCUGCAAAUAAUUAACUUGUUAGCAAAAUGGCUCAUAAAGCCAUUGGGGUUGGCCACACCUGCUUUAACUUUGUUUCAUUUUUCUCCUUUUAUUAUUUGUUAAGUAUACUUGGCAAAACAUUAAAAAAUAUGUCAAUUACUAUGCUGUAUCAUCUGGCACACCAACAUUUUUUUAACUGCAGUAUAAUUUUAAAAGCUUUUAAAAAAUGGAGAAUUACCAAGGUGAGCGUAAUGUUUUACAUAAAAAUGUUUGAUAUCAUCCAAUACAGCGGUUCACCUGCUAUGCAAUUCAAGCUUGACACCAUCUUCACCUUCCAUCCUCCUUAUGAAGCUCCAGAGCUCAUUCUGGAUGGAAUGGAUGCCCUUGAGUACAAUGAAAUCAUUUAUUCAGUAAGUUUGAUAAGAUAUCUUUUUCUGCCUGUGUUAAUCAAAGGAGGGGGGGGGGGGUUUGAUUGUAAAUUUAGCGAUCUGUUUCAAGGUUUGGGGUAUGUGGUGGAGUUUCCUUAACCUAUUGGUUCCACCAGCGUCAAUGUCUUCCUCUGCCAAUUUCUUUGCUUUCACAAAAUUAAUAGCACUGCAAUUCAAGUAUGUUGGGUGCUGGGUGGCCAAGCGGUCUAAAUGGAAUGGAUGCCCUUGAGUACAAUGAAAUCAUUUAUUCAGUAAGUUUGAUAAGAUAUCUUUUUCUGCCUGUGUUAAUCAAAGGAGGGGGGGGGGGGGUUUGAUUGUAAAUUUAGCGAUCUGUUUCAAGGUUUGGGGUAUGUGGUGGAGUUUCCUUAACCUAUUGGUUCCACCAGCGUCAAUGUCUUCCUCUGCCAAUUUCAUUGCUUUCACAAAAUUAAUAGCACUGCAAUUCAAGUAUGUUGGGUGCUGGGUGGCCAAGCGGUCUAAAUUGAGUCAAUUCCAAGCUUGGAGUUCCAUCCCCAGGAAGAGCCUAGACAAGCAAAAACAACAUCAACAUCCCAGUGGAUGGAACUCAACCUUGGAUGGCACCCCAGGGGAUGGAAUCCCUUAGAAUGACAUUGAUCAAUGAAAAUUCCAACAACUCCUGCUAUGUGCAAUGCAUGAAGAGCACAAUGAAAUACACAAAAAGACACUGCUGGUCAUCUACUGCACCCUGGUCUAUUUCCAGUCGUCUUGACUAAGUCUUGCCAUUGGAUCAAAUAGGCAAGGACAAGAGAGUGAGGCUGACAAAUUGAGCAACACUCUCACUUUAAACAAAAUGUGGCUCAAGUCAAGGCUGCUUCUAUUGCCUUUGUCAUCUUCGAAAGCAAAGACAAACAAUAAUUUAGAUUGCUUAAAAUUUGUAAAUUUAUAAUUAGGUAGAUAUAGCCCAAUUUUAAUCAUUUGGUUGGGGGGGGGGGGGGGAUUUUAGCUCUACUUUAAUUAAAAUGCAGUCUUUUGAUAAGCUAAUGAAUGACACAAUUUAUCUUUUCUACAGGAUCCACGUGUCAAUAAUUCAGAAUAUGUAAAUUAUUUUUAGGCUUUGAAUAGAGCUUGAAAUGUUCUAAAAUUGGAUUAGGGAUUUCAUUUUGUAUGUCAAUUUAUUUUAAAGUCCAUUGAAAGCAGCUGAAAGUUUGAGUAAAAUUGUGUAACUGUCCAUUAUAGUGAGCUUAAGAACUUAACAUAUUAAAGUUAAAAUUAUUAUGUUCAAAGGAAUACAAUUUUUUAAUUGUUGAUUACCACCAAAAGUAAACUCAUGUCAGUAAAUCAGUAAAGGUAUUUUUGAGAUUGUUAGCUGUUACCGUACAUAUUAUGUAGAAUGUGGAAAUAAUUGUGUGUGGGGCCUUUUUGGAUCUGAAAAUGUGCAGUUGAAUGUCAACAUGGAAGGAAGAAUUGUAUUAAUUUAUUUGGAGUACAGUGCUGAUAAAAUUCUAUUAAUUCUUUAUUUCUAUGUCUUUAUAAAAAGUUAUAUCUCGAUAUUUUUGUUUAUCAGUAAGUGAAUAAUAAGUUUGAAAUAGUUCUCUUUGACAUUAACAGUUGUUGCCCCUUUACUUAUUUAUUUUUUUAAAUAAUGUAUAGUUAUAAAUGUGGGGGAUAAUCAAAUGUGCAUCCCUUUCUGUUUAGUAAAAUAAAAAACUUAAACAAACAUAAA
Lymnaea stagnalis (great pond snail) is the source of this 10402-nucleotide messenger RNA. The record is from the annotation of a GenBank genome assembly. NCBI's taxonomy places the organism in Eukaryota, Metazoa, Mollusca, Gastropoda, Lymnaeidae.